AAAAAAAAAAAGAGAAAUACUUUCUUAUUGAGAACUCUCGAUCUCUUAUCGGGAAGAGAGAAAGAGAAAUCUGAGAAUUUGUGGAUCCAUUUGAAGAGGGUCAAAUCUUCGUAGGGUCUUUGGACUGGACGACGAUUAUCCUUACUAGUUUGAAAUCGGCGAAGAAGAGGCGUUCUAAGGCGGCGGCGGCGGCGGCGGUGCUGAAUGCUGAUGAGAGAGGAUAUUGUUGAUUCACGAAAUGUGAGGUGACAAGCGGCGGCAAACGAUACUCUUACGGCGAUCAACUUCGUCGAGCUUGUUUGUUUUUGUAUCAUAUAACUUUGUAUAUCUCCGAUCUGUAUACACCGAGUGGCUGUAACCUGAUCCACAUACGCAUAAUUAUCAGGAAAGAAGUGAAAUAUAUAUAAGUUCAGUAGAUAAAAGAUGUCCUUCAGAUCUAUUGUACGUGAACUGAGGGAAAUGAAAGAUGGGAUUGGGAGCUUAUCAAGGCGAAGAUCAGAAGGCAAACACUGGCGUAGCCGAACUUUAUCUCAUAUUGCCCCUGAUGUUGCCCCGUCGGAGCCAGUUGAACAAGGGAAAUGGGCAAACUUGCCUCCCGAAUUACUUUUGGAUAUUAUACACAGACUUGAAGACAGUGAAACUUCGUGGCCUGCACGGACUGUAGUUGUUUCUUGUGCUUCGGUUUGUAAGUCAUGGAGAGGCAUCACAAAGGAAAUUGUUAAGACAGUAGAACAGUGUGGACGACUAACCUUUCCCAUUUCAUUGAAGCAGCCGGGACCACGAGAUUUUCCAAUUCAAUGCUUUAUUAAAAGGGACAGGGCAACAUCCACUUAUUGCCUCUACUUUGGUCUAACACCUUCUGAGAACGAAAAUGACAAACUAUUAUUAGCGGCAAAAAGGAUCAGAAGGCCAACCAGCACAAGUUUCAUAAUAUCCUUGGUUGCAGAUAAUUUUUCUCGAUCCAGUAAUACAUACAUUGGGAAACUCAGGUCAAACUUCCUGGGCACCAAGUUCACAACCUACGACAGCCAACCUCCGACUGACACCACAGUUGAUCAAAAUAGCAGUUCAAGCCGAGGAUUCCAUACGAAGCAACUUCUGUCUAGAUUACCUCGGUCUGGUAGCUACAGUAUUUCCCAGGUUUUCUAUGAACUGAAUCCCCUAAGAACAAGGGGCCCUAGGAAAAUGCAAUGUGUAAUGAAUUAUAUACCAGUUUCCUCCAUUCAAGAAGGAGGAACUGCCCCAACACCAAUAUCUUCUUCAUCCUCACCCAGCCUGAAAAAAUCGCCAAAUCACUUCAAAUCAUCUCCUUUGUUUGGACCCGUCGACUCUACAGAACCACUGAUUCUAACCAACAAGUCGCCAAGAUGGCACGAACAGCUUCAAUGCUGGUGCCUGAAUUUCAAAGGUCGUGUUACUGUUGCUUCUGUCAAAAACUUCCAACUAGUGGCGGCUGUUGAUCCACUUCACGAGGUUUCUGUUGAUCCACUUCAAGAAAAGGUAAUCUUACAAUUUGGAAAGAUUGGAAAAGAUAUUUUCACCAUGGAUUACCAAUAUCCACUAUCUGCUUUUCAAGCCUUUGCACUAUGCCUGAGCAGCUUCGAUACAAAACCCGUCUAUGAGUGAUAUAAACAUUUGGUCUUGUAAAAUCGUAACUCAUAUAGCGAUGUAACUGCACAUCUGGCCUUUUCUAGAUAUGCCAAUAUGGCGUAUGGCUGUUAAGCAUUGUUCAAUAGUUUUGGAGUAAUAGGACCUUGUUGUAACAUUUAUACAUGCUUCGACUUUGUGUUGUGAAUUGCUUCUUCUCUUUA
Impatiens glandulifera is the source of this 1811-nucleotide messenger RNA. Its product is annotated as tubby-like F-box protein 5. NCBI's taxonomy places the organism in Eukaryota, Viridiplantae, Streptophyta, Magnoliopsida, Ericales, Balsaminaceae. Gene Ontology annotation, molecular function: protein binding. The transcript is spliced from 5 exons. The record is from RefSeq and is a predicted model, not a curated record. Bases 424 to 1626 code for a protein of 400 amino acids.